GCUGUCUGGGGGCUUCAGCUUGCAGUUUGGACAUGGCCUGAGCCAUGGGCGACGAGGUGCGUCUCGAGCUUCAGCAUGCCUUCGGAUCCUUGUGCGGCUCUUCUUUGCGCGAGCCCUGUGUUUUUGCCGACAGCGCCGGCCAGCAGAUCGCCUUCAUCGUGGGCCGGCAGCUGGCGCUUCGCCAUGUGGAGAGCAACGAGACCACCUUCCGCACCGUUGGAGAGCGGGUGGACCUGCUGACGGCGUGCUGCGCCUCAAGGGACCGCAGCUUUUUGGCGCUGGCGGAGAAGAGCGGCGAGGCCAAGGUGGCCAUCUUCGACCUGAAGUCGGGCAACUCGGGGCCCGUGAAGAUGGUGCGGCCCUUCGGGGGCGCGGCCCGGGUCUUGUCCCUGGCCUUCAGCGGGUCCCACGAAGGCGGCGCCGGCGCCGGCUCUGCCCCGAAGUAUCUGCUGGCGGCCUCUCAGGGGCCGGAGCCCACCUUGGCGCUCAUGAACUGGGACGCGGAGAAGGUCCUCUGCAAGGUGAAGCUCUCCUUCCAGGUGGAUCGGAUUUGCUUCCCCCAGCAGCCUGACAUCUUGCAGGUUACUGCCAGUGGGCCCCAGGGCCUGCGGCUUCUGCAGAUUCGGCACGCCAAGGGGGAGGUGUCCUUGAAGCUGAUGCCACCUUUUUCCAAUCUUCCAGAUGAUCAAAGGAUUCUGGAUCACACCUGGUUGGGAACCACUGUGGCUCUUUGCGUGCAAGAGGGCUUCGUACACCUCCUCAACACUGAGGAGCUGAUCUUGCUGCAGAGUAUCGAGUUUCCUUUUGGCCAAAACGCGGAGAUUGAAGACCUCACGCCGCUCUGCAUCCGCGCCUUGACGGGGGGCUUCGUGGUCGGCGGCUCCAGCGGUUACAUCGCCAUGUGGGAGCUGGCGGAGGAGGAGGACGGCAGCGAUGCUUCCGCGCUGGCCGAGGAGUACAAACUCGCCACCGCCGCUAAGGUGCGGCCUGAGUCGGACGCAGUCAGCUCCCUGGACAUCUCCCCAGGAGAGGAGUCCUUGCUGCUGGGCUUCGCAGAUGCGGAUAUUGGGAUCGUCUCUAUCAGCACGCUCUACAGUAGCGAGGAGGUGACCUGCCACGUGAUCGGCAACCACUCGGCAGCCAUCACGGGCAUGGACCUGGCGGUGCAUCGCCCACUGCUUCUCACCGCCUCGAAGGGGGACGGCACGGUGCGGGUUUGGAACUGCACUUCUCGGACCUGCGAGAUCCGGGCCGCCUUCGGUGAAGAUCCUCACGCUGUUGCCGUCCAUCCUUUUGGGUACUAUGCCGCUGUGGCUUUUGCCGAGAAACUGCGGCUGUACCAUAUCCUGGUGAAGGACUUGAAGCAGCACACGGAGAUCCACAUGAGGGGCAUCCAGCUCUUGAAGUUCAGCCCCUCUGGACACCUACUGGCAGUCUGCCAGGGCAAGGUGAUCCACAUCUACAGCGUUCGAAACUUGGCCAAGGUGGUCACCUUGCAGGGCCACAGCCAGGAUGUCACGGGCCUCAGCUUUGACCCGGAGGACCGGUCCCUCUGGAGCAUCGAAGAUGGGCGGCUCAUCGAGUGGAGUUUGGCGACUUGGGGCAUCGAGGCCAACGUCUCCGAGCCCCGGUGUGGGCGGACACCGGAAACACCUGCAAAUUGAGCUAGCUCGGUGGAUUCCACUGUUUGCCGUUUGUUUUAGCCACAAAGCCAUGAGACCCAGC
Effrenium voratum is the source of this 1725-nucleotide messenger RNA. NCBI's taxonomy places the organism in Eukaryota, Dinophyceae, Suessiales, Symbiodiniaceae. The record is from the annotation of a GenBank genome assembly.